Molecule: messenger RNA, 2118 nt
Organism: Lingula anatina
Lineage: Eukaryota; Metazoa; Brachiopoda; Lingulata; Lingulida; Lingulidae
Product: golgin-45-like
Biological process (GO): Golgi organization; Golgi to plasma membrane protein transport
Cellular component (GO): Golgi membrane
Source: RefSeq, a predicted model, not a curated record
CUUUUUGAGACAUGUAGUGUAGGUUUGUGAAUUUGAAGGAUAAUAAUUUACACAUUACCUGUUGAAUUUUACAAUAUCUUCUUUGUUAUAUUGACACGGGAGAAUUACGUUUCGAGAAUAACCUAUUGUUCCCGCCAUCUGUCGGCAACAUUGUUUACCAUGGAGGAAGUAACGCCGAACCAUCGCAUAUUUUUCAUUUAAUUCUUGAAAAUCAUUGUAUUGCAAUUAUGGCUACCAAGGGGAUGCAGAUAAUUAAGGCCAACACAUCCAUAGUCAGGGAUCAGGUGGUCAAAGGGCUGCCGUCAGAUACAGGUGCUGGGCCAAAACGUGUCACAUUUGAUGAGAGUCAGGUGCCCCGUAUUCCACACGAACCCACCAAGGCAGCAGUGGGGCAUAUCCAGAGAGGGACGUCUGGACAGUUAAUGACCAAAGGGACAGUGUCCAGUUCAGGGGGUACUGAGAUGAAACAGGGUAAAAAGGGGGACCACAGUAAUACUAAGAGGCCACAUCAGUAUAAUUUGGCACAGACUCCUACAUCUUUGGGUAGAUUUCAGAGAGAAAGUCAUGGAGGGGCCAGACAGAAGACUGACUUGUCAAAGCCAUCACCAUUGUUCUAUAUAGCCGACAAUGGCGAUGCCUCAGACUGCAGUAGUGUUUCCGACUCCCCUGAUCACAUUGGUGCUAAGCAACAAAAGACAAAGGUCAAAUAUCAGACAUCACUCACCGGAGGAGCUUCUGCACAAAUGAAAUCAGACUCCACCUCGUCCAUCACUGGUUUAAAACUUCGUCCUAUUAAUAUUGUGGAUCCUAUGCAUUCUAAACCCACUGAAGACACACAUGGGAAGACAGGUGCCAGUCAGUCUCUCCCAGAUAUGUCUCCAGAACACAUACAGCUGGGCAUUCCUAUGGGCUUCAAGCUUGGAGGUGCUCUGGACAUGUCAGAUCCUGGAGGAGAUUGCGUUGGACCUUUCUCCCCUAACACAAUCAAAACACAGCUGAGGUCACUGCUGGAGGAGAAAACUGUGCUCAGAUCUGAGCUGGACAAACAAGUGGAGGUGAAUUUGGAGUUGAAAAAAUUGUUGGUGGCUUCUCUUGGUGAUGACUUGCAAUACAGGAUGGAGAGGAUGGCCAGGGACAAGGCGUCCCUGGCACUGCAGGUGGGGGACUACUCUAAGAAGGUGACACAGGACACAGAGACACUGGAGAGUUUGUCCAUACAGGCAGACAUGUGGAGGAGCAAGUACAUGGCAAGCAGGGUAAUGGUGGAGGAGCUGGCAGAAUGGAAGGCCCACCUGUUCCUGCAGUACCGAGAGUCCCAGGCUGCUGUGCUCAAGUUGCUGGAGGAGAGGCAGGUGUUGAAGAUAAAGCUGAUGGACACAUACAAGAAUCUCAAGACAUUACAGGAUGGAUUUGACCCCAAGAAUGCCCACCAGACCCCCACACACCACGCCUUCAGCCUGAUGACCGUGGUCAAGACCAUUCAGCAGCUGGCCUACAAUGUCAAGUACAGACUGCUGGGGCCGCUGCCUGAUGACACCUCUGCUGAAACUGCCAGUAUCCAGGAUUUGACGGAGGCAGAGGAGUUUGCAAAUAAGGUGCUGUCUAAUACUACAAUUCCACAAGACGAGGAAGGCCUUCAGAAUCUCUGUGCGCCACCUGUGUACAGUGCUCCCAGGUCUCAGGUGAUUGGACGAUUUCAUCCCAGCACCAGAUUCGAGCAGUUGACCUUCUGUAGCUGCAAGCACUGUUCUGGGGAGAUACAAGUGGUGUAGGGAUACCACAGGACUUAAAACAUUAUAUAAAUGAAUUGGAUAAAUAGAUAAACUUGUUAAAUACCAACUAGUUAAGAUGCAAUACAAGGUGCUCUGCAUGGAUAAUGAAAUGUUUAGUGCAUAAAUUAUAUUCAGUGAUGCAACAUGUUCAGUAUUACAUAUAUAUCUCUUACAUUGAAGUGGUUGACAAAGUGCAGGAAAGGGCGACCAUAAAAUACACAUUAAGUUCUGAAUUUUAUACUUUUGGGAGGGGUGGGGUAUGAGUAGCAAUAUCGUUUAGGAUUCCAGAAAAUGUAAUACCGACAUCAAAAUGUUGAGUGUAAAAAAAAAAAAAAUUAUUUAUCUA